GGAGAGGCCGUGCCCUGGAGCGAACCUCCUCCGACUGCCUGGGAGAGAAGCACCUGUAGCUCUCGCUUAGACACUCCUCGGCCCUGCGAAGGUACCGUUACACGCCGAAAGAAGCUCUACAACCACGGGAACCAUGCUGCUAUACCAGUUGGCUGUCCUUGCUGCGCUCGCCGUUAUGGUGAAAGCGAUCGACCACGAAAGCGUUAACGCCACAGCCGUAGGAAUAUCUGGAAAUGGCGACAACGCGACGGGAACAGUCAUGCUGGACCCACUUAACAGCACUACAACUUCUAUGCAACCAACAUCCGAUCUUUUUACAACAACCAGAACAGAUGAGACGUCCAUCAAAAACACAUACACUAAUAUCACCAGCUCAUUGUCAAGUGCCAUCCCGACAACAACAAGCCCACCCGGCAACACAGUGACAACACGUCCACCAGACCCAACAGAUUACAUUCCCACCACAACUACAGUAACCCACAUUGCGCUCACGACAAUGAGGGAAGAUGACACAACUUGGAUGACGACAACCUCAGCCAGUCCAUCCAGCAAAGAUAUGUCAAUCAAAGCAACGGGUCAGACCAACUACUACACAUCCAUUGCGAACAACAAUGGAACAGUCUCAAUGACAACACUGGGCCCAUCAAUGACUCCAAAUGGUCUGAACAACAAGACAACGAUGAUGGUAACAGCUGGUCAGAGCAGUAAAGAGACAAUAUCGAUGUCAAGUACCAGCUCGAUCAACAAUGACAUAUCUUUUACAACAGUUGGCCUGACCACCAACGAGACAACCCCAAUGAUGACAAUCAGCCAUUCAAACACAAGCACAACAUUACAAACAUCAAUCGUCCUCACCAACAACAACAUAACCUCAAUGACAACAAACAGUCCAAUUGUCACCAAUACCUCAAUGGCUACCGGUCUGAACAACGGCGAGACAACCUCUAUGACGACAAUCAGCCUUACAAGCAAUGGCACAACAUUACCAACAAUAACCACUCUGACAAACAACAACUCGACCUCAAUGACAACAAACAGCCUGAUGAUCACCGAUCCCUCCACGGCAACCGGUCUGACCAAAGAGACAACAUCCAUGACGACAAUCAGCCUUACAAACAACAGUCCACCGAACACUGGUACUUCAAUGACAACAAACAGUCCGACUAACAACAACACAACCUCAUUGACAACAACAGGCCCAACCGACAAUACCACCUUGAUGACACCAGCCACUCCAACCAUCACUGACACAACAGGAAUAACCACCAGCUCAACAAACAUAAGCACAACACCGAUCGAUGACGCCACAUCUUCGACUGCAACUGCCACGUUGACUGACACCUGGAAUACAACUGCCACUCAGUCUUUUAAUGACACAACCACAGCAAUCCCUACCAGCCCUGCAGAGACUCCCACCAGUAUCACCCUAACUAGUCCUGCUCUCUCAACGGCAACAUCAGGAGCAACUACCUAUGAACCAACAAGCGAUCACAACCCAACCUCAGCCAACAAUGCCACCCAAACCCCGCCCAUCUCUACCAAGCAUCCAACUAUAGUUUGUCCAAUGGAACAGUGUCCCACUGAAAGCAUCUGCUUGAACGGAACCUGCCAGUGUCUCUCCGGAAGCCACUUGGUGGCCGGCCGCUGCACCCGUGCUCAAGUGUUUGCUGGGCAUCUCCACCUCACCUCUUUGACGUUUAAAAGGGACAUGUUGACCAGGUCCUCCAAAGUAUUCCAGGACACAGCGGCGAACAUCUCGGCGGCGCUUGCUGGUGCUUUUGCAGGUCAGCAUGGAUACAUUCGCUCUGAUGUGGUGCAGUUGGCCCCAGGAAGCGUUAUCGCCACUGUGAGCAACAUCUUUGAAAACACGCUGGCCUCUCAGGAGAAUAUCAAUCAGGUCAUCAAAAAUGCCAUUGUGAGCAGCUCUGUAAAUGACUUGCUGGCCAACGCGACAUUUAUAGGCACAGAGUUGUGCGAUCUGUCCCCAUUUCCCUGUGACGCCUCCACUGCUGUGUGCAGCAGCAGCAACGGCCUCGUGAGUUGUUCCUGUAAAGGCGGCUACAUCUCCACCGUUUACUCCAACACAAGCUGCAAGGCUUGUCCAAGCGGGGAGGAAGUGGUGGGCAAUAGCUGCCAGAGAUGUCCCUUUGGAUAUGCAGGUUUCAACUGCACAGACUCAUCUCUACUAGCGGUGGUGGUAGUCUCCUGUGUUCUAGGCGGCAUUUUACUCAUCUUAAUCCUGGUUUUACUCUCCUACUGUUGCUGGCUCCGGUGCUCUCGCAGUCAAGCAGACCAAAGCGAUGCCAGUCCAUACCCGGCGAGUGAGCUGAGCAAGCCGUGGCCGGUAGGCAUCACGCCCAUACCCCGCGCCACCACACCUGCUACUUGGGACGCGACAUCCGCCAUGGAAAUGAUGGACAAACGGCAUCACGGCAACGGCGUGGGCUUUCCUCCGAAGCAGAAAGGAUGGAAAAAGUCGGGCUCAUAUAAUCUCAACCCGGAUGGAAUGAAGACCUUCCAUACCAAAAACCCUUCACGUUAUUCGUAUCUGGUGCAAGGCCACGAGAACCCCUACUUCCUGCCUGGCGACGACAAGAGAAACUGAUACACCUGUCCCUGUUGUCCACCCAAUGGACGCUUCUCACUUGAGCGCUGCUAACAGUGGCCAGUUGUUGUCACUGUUGAUUUUCUUUCCUCGUCGCCUUGAAAAUGUUUGAAUUGUGUGACAUUUCCUGUUCAAUCAAAAUAUUCUUUUAAUGUGGCUUAUAUUAUAUCAAUAAUUAAUAAGAAACUAUAAUGACAAUGUAAGGGCUGGUCCCUCUUUCUAAAUACCGGUGAAGGGAUUUUAAUUUAGCACUCUAAAAGUUUAAAGUGUUUUAAGAUGUUUAAUGUUGGUUCUUGUGCAUGUGCCAACUAUCACUAUUGUCAUCAUACUGCUGGUCUUCUUUGUGUGUUUCAUAAGCUUGUACAGUUUUGUUUUUGUAAAUGGCACAUCAGCAAAAUAAAUGACUUAAUUUAAACACAA
Corythoichthys intestinalis (scribbled pipefish) is the source of this 3025-nucleotide messenger RNA. Its product is annotated as mucin-2. Lineage: Eukaryota; Metazoa; Chordata; Actinopteri; Syngnathiformes; Syngnathidae. The record is from RefSeq and is a predicted model, not a curated record. The transcript has 14 exons. The coding region runs from base 134 to 2605 and encodes 823 amino acids.